GGGAGCACUAUUAAAGUGUGAGGGGGGAAGGACUUAGCGCAGGAGUCGGCAGAGAGCUGAGGAAAUGUCCGCUGAAGAGCUGAGCGGCGGUGCUCGGAGAGCGACCAAGAGCAAACUGUUUGAGUUCCUAGUUCACGGUGUGCGCCCUGGGAUGCCCUCGGCUGCACGGAUGGCUCCCCAAGGUUCAGCGAUGGGUCCCCCGGGAGCGCCAUAUGGAACAGGUCCUACUGUUCGCCCUGGGAUCCCACAACCGGUCCUGGAGCAGACCCGCAAGCGCGCCGCACCGCAGCAGAUGCAGCAGCCACAGGCAGCCGUGCAGAGCCGCGCACGCAGUGCCAAGCGGAGGAGGAUGGUGGACAAGAUCCUGCCCCAGAGGAUCCGGGAGCUGGUGCCGGAAUCCCAGGCCUACAUGGACCUGCUGGCCUUUGAGAGGAAGCUGGACCAGACCAUCAUGAGGAAGAGAGUGGACAUUCAGGAGGCUCUAAAGAGGCCGAUGAAGCAAAAGCGAAAGCUCCGGCUAUACAUCUCCAACACCUUUAACCCUGCACGCUCAGACGCCGAGGAUUCGGACAGCUGCAUCGCCUCCUGGGAACUGCGAGUGGAGGGAAAGCUUCUGGAGGAUACUGGGAAACAGAAGAGAAAGUUCUCCUCGUUCUUCAAGAGCUUGGUGAUCGAGCUGGACAAGGAACUGUACGGACCUGAUAAUCAUCUGGUGGAGUGGCACCGGACGCCCAGCACCCAGGAGACUGAUGGCUUCCAGGUGAAGAGGCCGGGAGACGUCAGUGUCCGCUGCACUCUGCUGCUCAUGCUGGAUUACCAGCCCACCCAGUUUAAGCUGGAUCCCCGCUUGGCCCGACUGCUGGGGAUUCACACCCAGACACGAUCAGCCAUCGUCCAGGCCCUCUGGCAGUACAUCAAAACCAACAAACUGCAAGACUCCCAUGACAAGGAGUACAUCAGCUGUGACAAGUACUUCCAGCAGAUAUUCGACUGCCCGAGGCUAAAGUUCUCCGAGAUUCCUCAACGACUGACCAACCUGCUGCUUCCGCCUGACCCCAUCAUCAUCAACCACCUCAUCAGCGUGGACCUCAAUGACCAGAAGAAGACUGCUUGUUACGAUAUUGACGUGGAAGUAGACGACCCCCUGAAGUGUCAGAUGAGCAGCUUCCUGCUGUCCACGGCCAACCAGCAGGAGAUCGCAGGCCUGGACAACAAGAUCCAUGAGACCAUCGAGUCCAUCAAUCAGCUGAAAAUUCAGAGGGAUUUCAUGUUGAGCUUUUCCAAGGAUCCAAAAGGCUAUAUCCAGGAGUGGCUGAGAUCCCAGAGCCGGGACCUUAAGAUAAUGACAGACGUGGUGGGGAACCCAGAGGAGGAACGGCGUGCCGACUUCUACCAGCAGCCAUGGUCCCAGGAGGCAGUUAGCCGAUAUUUCUACUGCAAGAUACAGCAACGGAGGCAGGAACUGGAGCAAGCCAUGGGUGUGCGCAACACCUAGAUCCUUUCCCCCGUGCAACCGCCACCACUGGAAAACACAAAAACACUGCUGUCCCUCAGAAGUCCCCAGAUGCUGAUGGCCCCUGUUUCGGGGGUCUCAGUACCCUUCAUGGCUCCUUCUCCAGCCUCUGCAGCACCAGGCCAGCCCCCCACCCACCUCAUUCAUCUCUGUUGAGUCCCACAUGCCUGGCACAGCCUGGGAUUAAGUGGGUGGGCAGUCUGGGUCCAUGGUACCACUCAGUGCGCACCAGGUAAUCGAGGGGUGGGAGGAUGGGGUGUUGUGAUGGGUUGUUGAGGAGGGAGGGAAGGACUGCACUGUGGUGGGGGGUGUCCAGUCCCAGGCCAAUGCUUGCUAUAGUUACUUCUCUGUUCUUCAGCACAUUGGCCGUUGCUGAGGAGAUCAGUUUACUCUAUCCAAUCAAAUGAGCUGAUUGCAGAGCCAAAACUUCACCCAAUUGGCCAGGACGAUUGGUCCUUCUCUCCUUCCCAGUUACCGCCACCUCACCCUUACGGCUUUCAACCAUCCUCCCAGGCUGGGAUGUGAGGUCUGGCAAGUCAGGGUCUGUGCCAAGUUCGCUUCAGUGUGGGUGUGAGGUGGGUUGAGGUUGAUGGGUUAACAGAACUGGUUUGGAGAGCCAGAAGUGACUGAGGGAAAGGUCCUUGUGGCUACAACUGUCUGUCAUCUCCUGUCCUGGCUGUCUAGUCUCUGGGUCCCUCAUAGACAGGCCAACAGACAUUAAUCACAUUGACCAGACACAAGCUCCAAGAUCAAACCUGGGAUAUCAGGACAUGGAUUAUUUGGGCUUUGGUUGUUUUAUUCAUCCUGCAGCCUUGAUGGGUUGUGGGAGAGGUGUGAUGGUGCAGAGUUUGUGGCUGAGAUAAAUAAUUCGAAACUUGCUGCUAUCCCUGCCCUUGGAGUGUGUGAUGGGAUGGUACAGAGGGAGCUUCACUCUGUGUCUGAUCUGGGUGUGUGUAAUGGGAUGGUGUGGAGCAGAGGUUCCUGACCUGUUAAUCGGUUAAUAGUAAGACUCCACAGCAUAAAAAGAGAUUGGGAACCCCUCAUGUGGAGGGAGCAUCACUCUGUGUCUCACCCUGGGAGUGUGUGAUGGGAUGGUGUAGAGGGAGCUUUACUUUGUUUCUAUUCUCUUCCCAAGGAGUGUGUGAUAGGACAUCAUAGUGGGUUUUACUUGGCAGUAAAACUCUGAUAAUCCAUUAUUAUGCCAGACCAGCAAGUUUUCUGGACUGAUGGACAUCCUUCCAUUAAAUACCGAUCCUAAUUUAAUUUCUCAUUUUUGUGUUACCCAAUAGAAGAAUAAAUUUUCCAGUGAACCCAAUAAGUUUAAAAGAAUUGGGAAAUAUACAGCUGUUGGGACCCUGGCUCUGAUCACAAGCCCCCCCCCCCCCCCCCCAAGUUUUUGAUCCUGGCGUUCCAGAUUCCAGCUCCCAUAGUCCAAACCAUGUCACCAGCUCACACUCUGAACUACUGAGUGAGCCAGAUGCCAAACCAUCAGGAAUUUCGAAUAUUCAGAUUCCAGAUUUAGAGCAACAAACAGCAGCUGGAGGAACUCAUUUCGGAAGAAGGUUUUGACCUGAAAUGUUGACUGUCCAUUUCCCUCCAGAACCACUAAGUUCCUCCAGGUUCCGGCACCUGCAAUCUAUUGUGUCUCCAUUUUACUGUUUUGCGAGUUUAACUCUGAAUCUUGCUUUUCAUCUGACUAUUCUUGCGGGGGGGGGGGGAAGGGUGUGUGUGUGUGUGUGUGUGUGUGUGUGUGUGUGUGUGUGUGUGUGUGUGUGUGUGUGUGUGUGUGUGUGUGUGUGUGUGUGUGUGUGUGUGUGUGUGUGUGUGUGUGUGUGUGUGUGUGUAACAAGGCCAAUGAAAGCAGAGAGAGUGCAUACACACAGCCAGUGGUGGAAGUCCCUCUGUGUAAUGUGGGGACUAUUUCUGAUUAUCAGCUCAGCUAUGUGGCACUGAUUUUGAGGAGACUUUGUGGUCUGCUUUAGUAAUUCCCAUUUGCUGAGCCCAGUCAAGAUCACUCCAUGCACUUGAGCUUCCUCAACACCCACAGAGGCUCAGGCUGUACUGAGGAGCUGACCUUGUCCCAGACUCUGAAAAGAUCUUGGUAAAGUACACUCAAAGUUACACGGUACAGUGAGACUGACAUAGAACAUUGAACAAACAGCACAGGAACAGGCUAUUCAGCUCAUAAUGUUGUGUCAAAUCAGCUAAAAAGCAAAUUUAAAACAUCCAAAUGCUAAUCCCUCCUAUUUACACAAUGUCCAUAUCCCUCCAUCUUCCUUACAUGCAUGUGCCUAUUCAAAUGUUUCUUAAAAACCUCUAAUGUAUUUGCCUCUACCAUCGUACCAGGCAGCACUCUCCAGGCAUUCUCCACUCUCUAAGUAAAAUAACUUCCCCCUCACAUCCCCCUUGAAUCUACCCCAUCUCACCUUCAAUGCAUGCCCUCUAGCAUUAGACAUUUCAACACUGGGAAACAAAUACUCCCUAUGUUCUCUAUCUAUGCCUAUCAUAAUCUUAUAAACCUCUAUCAGGUCUCCCUUUGGCCUCUGACACUCCAGAGAAAACACCCCAAGUUCAUCUAGCCUUUCAUGUCAGCACAUUCCCUCUAAACCAGGCAGCAUCCUGGUAAACCCUUCACCCUUUGCAGACCCUCAACAUCUUCUGCGUGCAAUAUUCCAGAUGUGGCCUAACCAGAGUAUUCUCUCCUUGCGUUUGCCCUACUGAGGUGCAACACCUCACAUUUAUCUGGGUUAAACUCCAUCUGCUAUUUCUCAGCCCAUUUCUGCAACUGAUCUAUAUCACUCUGUAUUCUUUGCCAGUCUUCUACAUUAUCCACAGCUCCACCAAUUUUGGUAUCACCCGCAAACUUACUAACCCACCCAUCUACAUUUUCAUUCGGGUCAUUUAUAUACAUCACAAACAGCAGAGGUCCCAGCACAGAUCCCUGCAGAACUCCACUAAUUACAGACCUUUAGCUCGAAUAAGUCCCUUCAACCACUACUCUCUGUCUUUUAUGCACAAGUCAGUUCUGAAUCCAAACAGCCAGUUCACUGCAGACCCCAUACAUCUUAAUCUUCUGGAUUAGCCUCCCAUGAGGGACUUUGUUAAAUGCUGUAUUAAAAUCCACAUAGACAACAUCCAUUUCCCUACCCUCAUCAACUUUUGUCACAUUAUCAAAAAAUUAUUGGAAUUGGUAAGACACAACCUGCCCCCACAAAUCCAUGCUGGGUCUCCCUAAUUAGGCCAUGGGAUUCCAAAUGCUCAUAUCCCUAAGAAUUUUCUCUAGCUAUUUCCCUACAACUGUUGUGAGACUCACCAGUCUCUAGUUCCCAGGAUUUUUCCUUGUUCCUUUCAUUAGCCACUCUCUGUUCCUCUGGGACUUCACCUGUGGCUAGAAAGGACAUGAAGAUACUGGUCAAGGCCCCAGUAACCUUGUCUCUUUCCUCCUUCAAUAACCUGGGGUAAAUCCUGUUAGGCCCUUGAGACUUAACUCAUUUAAUACUCAUUUGGAGGCCCAACACUUCCUCCUCCUUGCCCUAAUGUAUUUAUACACUCAGCACUGAUCUCCCGGUCCUCCAUAUCCUUUCCCAUGGUAAAUACUGAAACAAAGUACCUCACUCACAUACUCCGCAUCUAAGCAAAUGUUUCCUCUUUUAUCCUAGAAUGCCGUGGAAGUCACCUUAAUCCUACUUACCAAGGAUUUUUCCUGGCCCCUCCUGGCUUUCCUAAUUCCCUUCUUUAGUUCUUUUCUGGCUUCUUUAUAAACCUCAUGUGCUUCAUUUGAUCCUGACUUCCGAAGCAUUAUGUACUUUUCCGUUCUUGACUAAAUUCAUCAACUCUCUGGACAUCCAAGAUUCUCUUAUCUUGCCAUCCCCAUCCUUCCUUUUAACAGGAUCAAACCUUUCCUGUACCAUGUGCAAUUAACCUUUAAACACCACUUUCAACUUAGGGAAGUUGAAAGCCCCCAUUACUACAACUCUAUUAUUUCUACACAUUUCCUUAAUCUGAUUACAUAUCUGUUCCUCAAUGUCCUGGUGGCUGUUGGGGGUCUGUAAUACAAUCCCAUCAGUGUGAUUGCAUCCUUCCCAUUCUUGAGUUACACCCAAAUGGACUCAGUGUCUGAUCCCUCCAUUAUGUCUCCCCUGAGUGCAGCUGUGAUAGUGUCACAACUCCACCCCCACCCCA
Messenger RNA from Hypanus sabinus (Atlantic stingray), 5695 nucleotides. RefSeq names its product SWI/SNF-related matrix-associated actin-dependent regulator of chromatin subfamily D member 3-like. The transcript is spliced from 13 exons. The record is from RefSeq and is a predicted model, not a curated record. Gene Ontology annotation, cellular component: nucleus; SWI/SNF complex. The coding region runs from base 65 to 1495 and encodes 476 amino acids. Gene Ontology annotation, biological process: regulation of transcription by RNA polymerase II. Lineage: Eukaryota; Metazoa; Chordata; Chondrichthyes; Myliobatiformes; Dasyatidae.